AAAAAAGAGAGAAAAUAUUUCUGAAAAUAUCAGCCAUGAAAUUUCGAUUCUGUCGCAGUCGGCAUCUUUCAGUUGUCUUGAAACUAACAAAAACAUGUUCAUUCUUGAAUACAUUAUUGUGCAUUUGUACAAAAAAAAUUCUCUUUCAAUAAUCUUGCUUGAAAUCGUAGGAAAUUGAUCCGCCGCAGCCACUGAUUGCAGCUGCUCUCCUCAAUUAGUCGAUCAAUCAUGGUGAAUUUGCGAUAAACCCGGCAUGAUAAGCAGGCGUUUCCGGUCACCAAUUCGGGAUUGUAUAAGCGAUUUCCGCCGGUUUGGAACCUCUUUCAUGGCGGCGGCCUCGAAUUUCAUGGUGGGCAAUAAGGAUUUCCAAAUGGCAUCUCUCAGAGCUCUUUCGUCGACCUCUGCUUCAUCCGCCAUUGAUACAAGCACCUCAAGUUUUUUAAAAAAUAGGUUCACGCUCAAGGCUUGCUCCUCCCAAAACUACGGCAGCGCUCUGCGAAAUAAUAAUGAUAAUAACAGUAAUGACAAUUUCAAGAGUUAUCGUGCUAUGGGAAAUGGAGUUCAGAAAGCGAGAGUUUAUUCUCCUUGCGUCCGGCAGUUGCUGGGUGUUUCGGAGGAAGCUGUUAAGGUCGAGGAUCAGCAGAAGAGUCUCAACUCAAGGGCUGUUAAUGGCAGCUCCGCCGCUAACAGAGGGAACUUUAAGGGAGCUUUGGGGCAGCCGUUUCAGGACAAAGUCAUGGUUGCUGUUGACGUUGAUGAGGUUCUUGGGAACUUCGUAUCAGCUCUUAAUCAGUUCAUUGCAGAUCGCUACUCCCUAAAUCAUUCAGUUUCUGAAUACCAUGUCUAUGAAUUUUUCAAGAUAUGGAACUGUUCACGUGAUGAAGGUAUUGACCAAUAUGCUCUAACUCCUGAGUCCUGACAGAUAUGUUCAUAAUAAAUCUUGUUUAUUUUGUCUAACGUACAAUUGAUACCUAAAUGGGAUUUGUGAUUUGGGCAAACAGACUACUUUUCUUAUCGAUUUGCAGCAUCCGCAGGCCAAAUUUGUUAUUUUCUUCGUUUUUCCAAGUAAUCAUUGUAAAAAUGUUUUGUUUUCUUCACACUUGGGAAUUCGUUGUCAGUUUCAUUAUACUUCUACAUUGAAAAAAAUCCAAAAUUCGUAUCACAAACAUUAAUCAUGCGCCCUCGUCAUAUUUUUUAUUUUUUGUUAAGAUUAGUAGUUUUAUCAGACAUUUUUUUUUCCUUCUCUAUCUUUGAAUAUAAGCAAAUACUAUAUCAAGUAUGAUCGUUUUAGGUGUGGGUCUGAUGCAUUUUGAUCCAAUAAAAACUGUAGGUUGACAUUUUCUCUUCCGUUUUCAGCUUUUGUUGCUAAAAUUUAACUGGCUAUCUUCUUUCAGCUGAUAUUCGUGUUCAUGAGUUCUUCAAGACUCAUUAUUUCAGAAAGGGAAUACGUCCAAUUCCAGGUGCUCGGGAGGCUCUUCAAAAGUUAUCCGAAAUUUACAAUUUGUCCAUCGUUACAUCUCGACAGAAUGCAAUAAAAGAGCACACAAUUGAGUGGAUUGACAAAUACUAUCCAGGCCUCUUUCAGGAGAUUCAUUUCGGCAAUCACUUUGCUUUGGAAGGGCAGUCUAAACCUAAAUCAGAAAUUUGCAAGUAC
Striga asiatica is the source of this 1654-nucleotide messenger RNA. The record is from the annotation of a GenBank genome assembly. Lineage: Eukaryota; Viridiplantae; Streptophyta; Magnoliopsida; Lamiales; Orobanchaceae.